Messenger RNA from Phanerochaete carnosa HHB-10118-sp, 1335 nucleotides. RefSeq lists its product as uncharacterized. Bases 1 to 1335 code for a protein of 444 amino acids. The record is from RefSeq and is a predicted model, not a curated record. Lineage: Eukaryota; Fungi; Basidiomycota; Agaricomycetes; Polyporales; Phanerochaetaceae. The transcript has 8 exons.
AUGCUAAGAUUACAGAGAGUCCCCUCCCUCGCUUCGGCCCUACUCUUCGUCGGGCUCGUGAUCGCUUCUGAAUUGCACGCUCGAGACGCCACCUUUGAUUGGCCAAAUUUAACCUCGUCCAGCAGUCUCUCUUGGGUUCCCUGCUUCAGCAGCUUUCAAUGCGCUAGAUUGACAGUCCCUCUCCAGUACUCAAACCCUGGAGCGGGAGAGGCACAAAUUGCCUUACUCAUGUCCCCAUCCAGCUUUCCAAAGAACGAUUCCAGGUACCUUGGAUCCAUCUUGUUUAACCCCGGUGGACCUGGUGACUCUGGUGUCAACACUGUGAUGACACUUGCAUCUACGAUUCGACCUGUCAUCGGGCCUCAGUAUGAUUUCAUUGGCUUUGAUCCUCGUGGUGAGCUAUGCCAGUUGCCUCAUGGAAGAACGUCUUACAAGUGCUAUUCUUGUAGCCCGCCUGAGGCCCUCGAGUUCUACGCGCCAUACCCGCAAAAUGUUAACGAGUCGGUUUCGUCAUUCGGACGCGCAUAUGCACAGUCGCAGAUUCUCGGAAAAUUGGCCAUGGACCGUGCCCAGCUGGUUGCCGAGUCUGUCUCCACCCCCGCUGUAGCGUUGGACAUGUUCAGCAUCAUGAAAGCCCUCGGGCAGGACAAACUGAACUAUUACGGAAUCUCGUAUGGAACGGUUCUAGGUGCUACAUUCGCUGCCAUGUUCCCUAAUAAUGUCGGUCGCUUCGUGUUGGAUGGAGUCGUCGACCCCGACGGAUGGUAUCAAGGCAACAUGACCAACUUACUUCUCGACACGGACAAAGUCUUGACCACCAUCUACCACGCCUGUGUUUCUGCAGGGCCUUCUCUUUGCGCCAUCUACGAGAACACCACUGAUCUGGUACAUGCGCGCGUCAGCCGGCUUCUUGACGACGUCCACCUGGCCCCCGUGCUGGUGUACAACGACACCGAUCCAUCGAACAUCACUUUCUCAGUCGUGGACUAUACAGUCGUGGAGUCGCAUAUACUCGCUACACUCAAGAAUCCAUACUCUAUGGCGACUGCCCUUGCGGAGGCGAUCGUUCAACUCGAGAACGGUGACGGCAGUCUCAUCCUGGGUGCGGCUGGCGUGACCAACGUGGCCCAGUUUGCAACCUGCGACUUCGAUCCGUCGCAACCAUACGUCGCCGGGUUCCUUGACAUCCGUGCUCCAAUUGAGUGCGGCGACAGUCUGGUCGAUACGAGGCGGACGCUGCAGGCGGCGCAGGACGACUAUCAGGGCAUGCUGCAACUCUCACAGUUUGCAACCACCAUUUAUCCGCUAAUGCAGGGGAUAUGCACGCACGUAUAA